CGAACAAGAUGGCGGUUCGUGUUGAAGUCCCGAUCCGAACAAGAUGUCGUUUAGCAUUAAUUCAAUAUUUGGAACCACGGACUGAACGGUUUCGUUCCAUUUCUUUCGCCGCCAUUGAUAAAACUACAGAUGGACCAGAAAUCUAAAACGUUAUUUUAAAAUACCACGUCAUUGCUAAAAUAAAGCGUUGACCACAUUUUUAUAGAGAUUUUUUAUGUGGUAAAAAUCACAUAAUGAUACAUCGCAGCAUCCAGGGACUGGAUAGUUACUGGUGGGAGGCGGAAUAAAACCCAAUAAGUGUCCAGCUUGAUUUAGUAGUUUACUCCGCGGGUACGUGUGAAGUCCUCUCUGAAUGACGCUCAUGCUAUAAGCAGUGAGCUUCACCUCGAUGCCACAUUCACGUUCCCUGCGGUUAUAAAGCCUGGUUGGCGCGGCUGACGCCAUUUUUAUCCCGAUCCGGAGCCAUGGCCAUGCUCAGAGUGUCUUCAUACCGCCGGCUGUUUCACCACGACGGGCGGAGUUCUAACGGAGGGCCGAGGCUGCACCAGGCCUCCGCCAGGUGUGCCUCUGCUGACAAAUGUGGCUGUGAUAAAAUAGACUUUGUUGCAGCCAAAGCUCUGAACAAAGCGGGUCUGGACCGGUUCGUCCAGGAGCGGACCACCAUGGCUUCCCUCAACGACCGGCUGGUCAAACUCAUUGAGUUGGCUCACUGUUUGGAAGAGGAGAACGGCUCUCUUGAAAGCCAGAUUGCUGAUCUGGAGGAAAAUCUCAACGGUCAACCCGCCUCAGCGAAACCGAAUUUCAGCUUGGAGGCAGCGGUGGAAAAACUGCGCAGGCAGAGGGAUGAGAUUAUUUGUGACACAGAGGAGCUGAAGGAAGAGCUUGAAUGUCUCCAGAAGGAGUUUGAAAAAACAGCACAUCAGAGGAUCGUCAUCCAGCAGGGACAACGAGAUGCUGCUGAGGCGGUCGAUGCUGCGACUGCAGAGUGUUUGGCUCUGAGGGACCAAGUGGCCGUCUAUGAGGAAGAGCUGGCCAACAUGGAGACCCAACACAAGAUGGAGGUGGAGAACCGGCUGCAGCCAGAUGAAAGGGCGAUCAGGUUUGGCAGCCCUGACAUCACCGCAGCCUUGGAAGUGAAGGAGUACCACCGCCAGCUGGCUGAGAGCCUCCAGCUGGAGUUUGGGGCGCUCUCCUCUGGCAAAGGCAAUGGAAAGAAACUGGAAGCGAGAGGAACUGGUGGGUCAAUGGUGAAAGACCCAACAGAGAUAACUGAUGUGGACGAGAUGAAGACUCUGAUUUCAGAGCUGCAGAAGGAACUCGACGACCUUGAGAAGAGAAACGAGGAGAUGUUGGAGGAAGUUGAGGUGAAAGGGGCCGUGUACAUGGAUGAGGUUGAAGAGCUGGAGUUUACUAUAGCAGAAAUGACACAGCAGGAGGUUGACUUCAAAUCCCAGAUGAAGGAUCAGUGUGAGGAGUACAGGGAGCUGCUCAGUGAGAAGAUGGCAAGAGACAUGGAGAUCGCCGCCUACAGGAGUCUGGUGGAGGAAGAGGAGGUGAGACUCUGCAGCCUGUGACUCGGCCCGAUCCAGUAGACCUCUGCUGGGUUCUCCCCUGAUGCAAGAUUAGAAAACAGCAAGAAUGCACGACAAACGGACCCAGAAUGAGCAUUUUGAUGAAGCUUUAGCCUCGUAGUUUUAGCCACUGAUGGAUUGAAGCUGCAGCCAGCUGAUAACAGGUCGCAUGCAGAUGACCUGGAGACUAAGAUGGAUCAGUCUGAAACCUGCAGGAGGCUCAGGUCUGGCUCUAAUACUCCUUUAAAGUGGGUUUUAUCUCCUCCAGUUCUCUCAUUCGCACACAUUUUAUUCUCUCUGUGUAAAACAAGGUUCAAAUUUAAAGGGAUAAUAUUGUGUAAAAUCUUUUUUUUUUUUUUUUCAUCUUCGUGUCCUUUUAUGUUAUUCCCUUAUCAAAAACACACUUGGAUUAUUGUCUUAAUUUUUUCAUACAUGUUUGAGGAAUGCUUUGAUCUCCAUGGCAACCAUUCAGUUGUGCAAAACGUCUGGGUGGACCUAGCUCCGCCUUCAAAGACAAAGCUCCGCCUUCAAAGACAAAGCUCCGCCUUCAAAGACAAAGCUCCACCUUCGAAGACAAAGCUCCACCUUCAAAGACAAAGCUCCACCUAAGAAGACAAAGCUCCGCCUUCGAAGACAAAGCUCCGCCUUCAAAGACAAAGCUCCACCUUCAAAGACAAAGCUCCACCUUCGAGGACAAAGCUCCACCUUCGAGGACAAAGCUCCGCCUUCAAAGACAAAGCUCCGCCUUCGAAGACAAAGCUCCACCUUCGAGGACAGAGCUCCUCCUUGGAGAUGGAGUUUCAGAUCUUUCACCUCACAGACUAGCUCUAUUCAGCUCAGCUCCUUCAGACUAGCCAGCAGCAAUUAGCAAACACUUGGUGGAACUUAUAGGAGCUUCUUCUCAGUUCAACGCUGGUAAAAACGUUAAAGGGUUAAUAAAAGCAAGUUUCAAGCAGAGCAGGUAGAGACAGAGGCCCAGUUUAAAGGUGUUAAAUUACAAACUAAAAAUUUAAGUUACAUUUGAUUUUCAUGACAACUGAAGGAAACAUUCAGUUGUUAUGAAUGUUAUGACCCCUAACCCUACCACCCCCUUAAUCUGCCCCUUUAACCUCAAAACUAAAUUUUCCCUUUUAUUGCCUUAUUAGGACUGACGAGCCUGAAUUCUUCAAACAAAACCAAAAUCAUAACAAAGUGGUUUGAGUUUCUGUAAUGAAUAUUGUUUUGCUCUGAUAAUGAAAAGAGUUUUGAUGUUACCUUUGUUGUAGUGAUACAGUUAGCGCCUGGAGAACAUAUAAUGCCGCCCCUUUAAAUGCAGAAACACAGAGCCACCUCGUCUGUCACUCAAACUCCUUCUGAUUGCCACCUCUUAACCUUUGACCCCCUUGCUGUAAUCAGACACACAGACGGGCUCCUCCUCCGUCACUGAAAGUGUCCCACCUUGUUUUUGUUUUUACAGUCAGGUCUGCAUGCUGCUUGUCAGAGUAAGCUGUGUUUGCUUAGCAAAUGGCUCGUGAAGUUGUUUUUGUGCAACCUUCAACAAACGAGCACCUGGAUGUGAGUGAUUCAUUGUUUCCUCUUCGAGAACCAGUGUCCCAAUUUAAUGUCAUUUCACCAAAAAGUGUUCGGCAAAGCAUUCCUGGCUAAUCUUUUCCUUAUUGUCAGCAUUGCAUCAAAGCUGCCUGCUAUCAAUCAUCUUGCACAAGCAUUAAAAUGUACUUGGGAUGUAGAUUAUAUAAAACUGAAUGCUUGAAAAAUCACCGCAGAUUGUGACUUAUUCCAGAAGAGCCCUCGGUUUCAUGAGAACUGCUCGCUCAAAUGAGCUUCAGCGCUCUGUAAAACAUCUUUUCAGAGCAGCGUGAUUUAUGUGGAGCACUCCGACUUUCAUUGAUCUUCAUCCUCAUCAUGAGAUUUUAACAUUCCCAGCUGUUAAAGUUCUCAGAGGCUUGUUAGCUCUGGCAUGAAGCUGAAAAAUGCAGCUAAUAACGGAUCGGAUUGGAUUAGAGACGGUUGGA
Messenger RNA from Poeciliopsis prolifica (blackstripe livebearer), 3583 nucleotides. Its product is annotated as low molecular weight neuronal intermediate filament-like. Gene Ontology annotation, biological process: skeletal muscle organ development. Bases 465 to 1574 code for a protein of 369 amino acids. The record is from RefSeq and is a predicted model, not a curated record. NCBI's taxonomy places the organism in Eukaryota, Metazoa, Chordata, Actinopteri, Cyprinodontiformes, Poeciliidae. Gene Ontology annotation, cellular component: cell-cell junction; Z disc; sarcolemma. The transcript has 10 exons.